CCGCCGCUACCACCUUCUAUACCGACCACAUCAAGAGGAGCGGGAAGUGUCGAUGGCAUUACAGUAAAAAGAAGUUUAAAGAUCACUUCUACGACGAGGAAACGAAACAGUGCUGUGGAAGAACCGGCGGAGGUUGGAUGAGCCUUUUUGCCUACGUAAUCAUGUAUCUGUUGUUCCUCAGCACCUACACAAUGAUAUUUCUCUACGGAUCAUUGUACUCCCUCAGAUUUUUAGUUGACUACAAGGUCGACAAAGUUGAAUUGCUGACUUACCCGAAACACGGAAUAGGACUUACAGCAGCGCCGACUUCAGAGUCCAAUUACCCGCUAAUCUGGUAUAAGAAUGGAGAGAAAGAGGAUUAUGGGAAGUACGUGCAAGCACUCGACAAACUGCUCUCUAGCAAUAGAAGAAAACGAGAAGUAGGUAAAUUAGGGCCUUGUGGCCAAUCUCCUUACGGUUAUGGGGAAAAACCGUGUGUUAUUGUAAGAAUUAAUAGACAAUUAAAAUGGUCCGGGCAGCCUUUGCUUCCCAAUUCAACGGUUGCCAAAUCUGCGCCGGCUGAAGUGAUACAAUGGAUGAAAACUGAUAAAAGAAAACUUUGGUUGGAGUAGGGGUACCAUGCUUACGAUAAAGAGCAUAUUGGUAAGAUACGGUACUUCCCGGAUCCGCCUGGCUUUGAUCCGGAUGUUUUCCCCCUCGAUCGCACGAAGAAGUCUCCUCUAGUAGCGAUACAAAUAUCUGAUUUCUCCAUGGGCAUCUCGUUGGCUGUAAAAUGUAACUUGUGGUAUGAAGCUGGUCCAUCGACCGUUGAAUUCGUACUUUACGUUGCGCCCCAAGAAAAGCGAAGUACUUGUCGAGAUAAGUGA
This is a messenger RNA of Trichoplusia ni (cabbage looper), 866 nucleotides long. RefSeq names its product sodium/potassium-transporting ATPase subunit beta-2-like. Gene Ontology annotation, biological process: sodium ion export across plasma membrane; intracellular sodium ion homeostasis; intracellular potassium ion homeostasis. Gene Ontology annotation, molecular function: ATPase activator activity. NCBI's taxonomy places the organism in Eukaryota, Metazoa, Arthropoda, Insecta, Lepidoptera, Noctuidae. The record is from RefSeq and is a predicted model, not a curated record. Gene Ontology annotation, cellular component: sodium:potassium-exchanging ATPase complex.